This is a messenger RNA of Ixodes scapularis (black-legged tick), 1136 nucleotides long. Its product is annotated as BTB/POZ domain-containing protein 6-A. Gene Ontology annotation, molecular function: protein binding. Gene Ontology annotation, biological process: neurogenesis. The record is from RefSeq and is a predicted model, not a curated record. Bases 152 to 961 code for a protein of 269 amino acids. NCBI's taxonomy places the organism in Eukaryota, Metazoa, Arthropoda, Arachnida, Ixodida, Ixodidae. Gene Ontology annotation, cellular component: cytosol. The transcript has 4 exons.
CAAGGCGUGCGCGUGGGUGGUGUUCCGAGUUAUCUCGGUGCUCGAAUGGGAGACGGCAUCUGAUUCUUUGAAGAGACGCAGGAGCGCGACAGUUGGCACGGACGACAGGAAAAAAGAAAUUCAGGCGUAAAGAAGGUUGCCCAGGAUCGCCAUGGCUGCUAACGUCCCCCAGGGUCCUACAAGAAAGGACCUAAAGUACCUGCUAGACGGUCUACAGACAGACGUGGAGUUCCUUGUCGGCGACCCUCCGGGCACCCGCUUCAAGGCUCACAAGCUAAUCUUGGCCAUGAGGAACGACGUCUUCGAGGCCAUGUUCUACGGCAGCAUUCCCGAGGAAGGAGAUGUUAUCAUUCCCGACCUGCAUCCGGACGGUUUUCGAGCAUUCCUCAGCUAUCUGUACAGCCACGAGGCCAAAUUCGCUGACGUCGAGACGGCACUUCUCACCAAAAGAGCGGCGCAGAAAUACCUGGAUCUCAACCUUGUCGGCCUGUGCACAGAGUUUGUCAGAAAGAGCAUCAAACCUGACACGCUCUGCUGCGUUCUGGACGUCCUCGCGAUUAGCGACGAACCCAUGUCCGAGUAUGACGGCGCCAUCAACGAAACCCUGAAAACAAAGGCUGGUGAAGUUCUUGACUCGAAGACCUUCAUAUCUGCAUCGGAAGUAACCAUCUUAGAGGUCUUGAGGAGAGAGAAGAGGGUCUCCGAGUACGAGGUCCUUCGGAGCAUUUAUGCGUGGGCAGUUGUCAAGUGCUCGGCGGUAGCUGACACGCCCUCUGACAAACUGCUGGAGAGGUCUAUGAAAGCCUUAUUGUCGGAGAUCAAGCUUCUGAGCUUGACUCCAGCAGAAUUUGUCGAGGGUCCAGCAGCGUGGAAAAUAUUCACAGUGGACGAGGCCUAUAGCAUUCUGAGUAACAUCAUCAAGCGAGGAUCUAUGCCGCUCCCCGAUUUCUGCAAGCAAUAAGGACAUUUACAAACUGCUCAAAGUUUCAUUGUGUGGAUCGUUAUCAAUCAACCCUGCAGUGUUUUCUUUUUUGUUUCUUUUUUUUUUUGUGUGUCUGUGACAAGAUAUGCAUAAAGCCAAGCAAACGCUGGCGCUCAUUUAUAGAUUUACAAUAAAACAUAAGGUACGCUCCCGA